GACCAGUAGGAGGCGCCCAAAUACACUCGUCUGUGUUUUAUUAUCACGCUUGCUCGGGUCCUGCUUUACAUGUUAAAGAUGGCCGAGGUUGACAAUGAUGGGGAGCGGAAAACAACAGACAAAGAUGACUUGCAAGUGUUAAAGGAGCUGGUAGAUGAUCUUUACUCCUUCAGGGACCGUUACUUUGAGACGCACAGUGUUGAAGAUGCUGGCAGGAAACAGAAUGAUGUUGCUCGAGAGAUGGCAAAGACACUUAAGAAGCUGGAGGAAAAAGAAGACGUGUACAAACACAGUGCCCAGUUCCUGCUGCUAUGGGGUCGGUGUCUGAAUGUUGCUCCAGGGUUCAGUCAGACUGCAGAGGAGUGUCUGUCCCGGGCUGUUAAACUGGAACCGGGUUUGGUUGAGGGCUGGAACACACUGGGAGAGCAGUACUGGAAAAAAAGAGACCUGACAGCGGCCGAGACCUGCUUCACAGGUGCACUACAGCAGAGUAAGAAUAAAGUGUCUCUGAGAAGCCUGUCUAUGGUGCUGCGACAGCUGCCACCGCAAGAAGACACUCAGGGGCAGAGCAAACGCAUUGUGGAGAGUGUGGAGCUGGCCAGGCAGGCUGUGCAGCUCGACGUCACUGAUGGGACUUCGUGGUAUAUUUUAGGGAACGCAUAUAUCUCCAUGUUUUUCACCAGUGGACAAAACCCACAGCUCUCUCAACAAGCCCUCAGUGCCUAUGCACAGGCUGAGAAAAUCGACAAAGCAUCCUCAAUGAAUCCUGACCUCCACUUUAACAGAGCUACGUUGUUCCAGUAUGAAGAGAUGUACAGUUCAGCUCUGGAUGGAUUCAGCCGUGCUGCAGCUCUGGAUCCUGGCUGGGAAGAUGCUCGGGAGAGAGAAAAACAGCUGCUGGAUUACCUAGACCAGCUUACAGUGUUAAUAGAGAAUAAGGGGAAAGUAAAAGCUCGGCGUCUUCGUAACAUGCUCUCCUCACUCAGCUCCUCCACUUUGGGCCCGUGCUCCUCCCCUCAGUUCCGAUCUCCCUCCGGCCGCAUAGGGAGCCUUGAACCCCGCAGCUUAUCUGCUCUCACUCACGGCCACAACGGCGGGGUGGCAGCGCUAGGAAAAGUGGUCUUCAGUCUGGCCUCAGAGGGCCGUAUGGCCUUCACAUUUGGCAUGGUGGACAGUGAAGAGGCCUGUUGUGUAGUAAUGGUGUAUAAUACAGCAGACAGCUGGGGUGUUUUAAUAGGGGAUACUGUAGUCAUUCCUGAACCACAGGUUAAACGGCACAGCGUAACACAUAAAGAUAAGUCAUAUGACUUCCGAAGUAUACGUGUGGACUCUCCCUUGCUCCUGAUAGUCAAUGGGAAAAGACAGGUGAUGAAAAGCCAAAGUGCAGCCUUUGUUACUUACAAACCUCAAAGUGAAUGAAAACUCAGAAAGAACUCAGAGAAAACUGAGAGCAAUGAGGGUAGUUUUUCCAUUUUGUAUAUAUUUAGUUCUGUGAGGACAGGAAAACUCUGUACAUAUUUUGUCAAAUCAUUUCCCUUUUUUAAUUUUCCUCUUGUUGAUAUGCAUCAUUGUUAAGAUUGUGCUGCGGUCUGUCUCAUAUUUGGGUUGUGAAAAUAAAAAAAGGAAUCCCA
Messenger RNA from Cyprinus carpio (common carp), 1631 nucleotides. RefSeq names its product tetratricopeptide repeat protein 5-like. NCBI's taxonomy places the organism in Eukaryota, Metazoa, Chordata, Actinopteri, Cypriniformes, Cyprinidae. The record is from RefSeq and is a predicted model, not a curated record. Gene Ontology annotation, molecular function: protein binding.